Molecule: messenger RNA, 2677 nt
Organism: Bursaphelenchus xylophilus (pine wood nematode)
Lineage: Eukaryota; Metazoa; Nematoda; Chromadorea; Rhabditida; Aphelenchoididae
Source: the annotation of a GenBank genome assembly
AUGUCGUCGAUGUCUUCGAAGUGAGUUUGAUACUGCAGUUAAUUUAGAGACAUAUUCCAUCUAUAUUUUAUUUUUCUUAAAAAAAUUUUUGGAUUUUUAUAUUGUUUUAGCCAUUUUUGAUGGAAAUUCGGAAAGUAGCGAUAUUUGAGGUGUUUUGAAGACGAUUUUUGAUGUGAUUCAUAAUUUUCAGCCUGCAAAAUUUAAUCUUUUUGAUUUUUUUUCAAAACCAAAAACAAAAGUGCGUAAUAUGAAAGUCAAAUUCGAGCCCUAGUCGAAGAUUCCACACCUCAAUUCCCUUGGUUCUUGUCUUUGCAAACAAAGAGUGACCAAAAAAAGGAGACAAACCUCAAGACGAGUUCUCUCUCCCAUUUCUUUGAUAAGGACUCCGAUUGAUUGGGACUACCAGUGAAGUGAUUCAUUUCCCAAAAAACUUUUUUUCAAUGCUCUUAAAACUUGACUCAUUUCCAGCCAUUGAUAAGAUUGUGGGAUAUAAGUUUUUUAUGGCGUUUAUGUUCGAGCUCGGACCUCACCUUUAUCACGUGAUAAAUGACGAGGAAUUGGGCUUUUUGGCGGGGUUUUUUUGAUUUUUAAAGGUUGUUUUAGUAAAAAAUUGAUCUUUUUUGGCUAAAGUAAUAUAUGAUUUUUGGCCUUGAAUGGCUGUAUAGUUGCUUUGCACGGAAAAUUUGCCAAAAUUUUUUGAUUUUUAAAAAAUUUUAAGUUUUUCUCCCAAAAAUUUCCAAAAAUUUUUUUUCAGCAACAUGUCGACGACAGAGAUAGACGACGCGACAUCAGAUGGGUCAAAACCGAAUCUAGUCGACUUUUACAUCGGACUUGGACUUGCGGUCUCGUCCUCGAUCUUCAUUGGUUCCUCAUUUAUCAUCAAGAAGAAAGCUUUAAUUAAACUCGCCACAACAUAUGGUGGUGCUCACAGGGCGUCAGAAGGCGGGUACGGGUACCUCAGGGAAUGGUCUUGGUGGUUAGGAAUCUUGACAAGUGAGUUUUGCUGAUUAAACACGGUUUUGUUUAUAUUUUUCAUAAACAUGUCAUGGAUAAUAUAAAAAAUUUCGGUUUUGGUAAAUCACGUUGAAUUUUGUUGCCUAUCUUGACUGAUUAUUUAAUUUCAGUGGGCGUUGGAGAAGCCUGCAACUUUGCGGCGUACGCAUUUGCACCAGCAUCGUUGGUUACACCUCUCGGUGCACUAAGUGUGUUAGUAACGUAAGUUAAUUUGCUUUUAUUUUUGAUUCGAAAUUUAGAGCGGUAUUGUCGUCAAGGAUGCUGAAUGAACGUCUGAAUCUGCUGGGAAAGAUUGGUUGUGCCAUUUGUUUGUUAGGAUCAACAACGAUUGUUAUUCAUUCACCGAAAGAAGAAGAGGUCUCGACGAUGGAGGAUCUCGCUCUUAAAAUGAAAGAUGCAGGUACGAAAUGGACAAAGGAGGGUCGGAGUUUAUUUUGCGCUAGAUUGGCUGGGGUUUUGAUCAAAAUUUAUCCGUUUUUUCGUGGGAUUUUCACGAAGUUUCAUUUCUUUGGCCGUCUUUUUCUGGACUUUUUGCGAUUUUGUGGUUGUCUGAAUGGAUAUGGGCAUAGGAAGUUUUGAUAUUACUAUCAUUUAACUUGAUGGAUUUUUUAGCAAUGUAUCAUCUCCAAGGAUAGCUAAAAUUUUAUAUUAUUUUAGCCAUUCCCCCUAUAUUAUCCAUGUUUUAGUAUUCAUCCUGUAUGUAACGGCUGUGAUCAUCCUCGUCCUCACCAUUAUCAUCUAUGUAGCCCCCAAGUAUGGUCGUUCGAAUAUCCUGGUGUUUAUCGCGGUUUGCUCCCUGAUGGGAUCAUUGUCAGUCAUAUCAGUGAAAGGCCUCGGCCUGGCCAUCAAGGAAAGUUUGGGUGGAAAACAACAGUUCACGAAUAUGUUGACAUGGUUCUGGCUAUUGUCGGUUGCAAUAUGUGUAUCAAUUCAGAUGGUGAGUGAUUUUAAAGGGAUUUUUUGGGGGUCUUGGGUGUUGUAGUAGGUAAAAAUUUAUAUUUUUUGUUGAGAAAUGGAUUAGAAAGGUGGGUAUUUAGAUGGAGAUAACAUUUUGGGAUGCUGGAUGGAGUUUUGGAGGAUUUAAAUAUAAUUGGAGGAAUUUUUUAUAUUGUACAUGAGCUUGAAAAUUGAUAAAGUUGGUCUUGUCAUAAGAUAUAUAGGUGAAGAAGGUGGCAAAUGUGAUGAAGGCGAAGGUAGAGGGCUCUGUUAGGAGUUGGAAGCGUUUUUGAGACAUCGAGAAAAAAAAUUUUAUAUUGUGCAUGCCAUAAAUAUAUAUUUUUUCCAGAUCUACCUCAACAAAUCUCUGGAUAUCUACAACACUUCGAUGGUGACUCCAAUCUACUAUGUGUUCUUCACGACGCUAGUAAUUCUGGCCUCGGGUAUCCUCUACAAGGAAUGGUCUUGCCUCGGAGCGUCGGAUGUGAUAGGAAAUGUGAUCGGGUUCCUCACAACAAUCAUCGGGAUAUUCCAAAUGCAGUUGUUCCGAGAUGUAGAGCUCCCGAUCCGAAGAUUCCGCCUCCUAGUCCAUAAUCAAUCCUUAUCAGUGAACCAGUUGGAUCUGCUGGAUUCGACCCAGUCCCUGGUCGAUUAUUACGACCAGAACAACCCCGACGCCGCUCCCCGCGACUACCGAUCCCGCUCACAACUCACCGAAGAUGCCUAG